UGUUUCUGUACAUUUAGCAAUCAUUAAUUUUUAACUGGAAACAGGAAAACAGAGACGCAGGCAGGAGAAGUGAACCGCAGGCGCAGACAAGCCUCGGCAGGGCUUGAACUGCCUCUCCACCACCACCAGUUUGGUGUGGACUUUCAAGAUGGAUGCUUUCACCUCGAUAGGUUUCUGUUUCUUUUUCGAUACGGACUAUACAUGCGUUCAUCGCUCUUGCGUGGCAACUGAUGAGCUUUCAUGUUAAAGCGGAUUUAUUUCGCGUGAAACGAUAAAAAUUGGAUUGAAGUGGAUGUUAUUGUGUCUACGUGUUUGGACUGUCGGGUUAUUUUUUUAACUUCCUGGUUGUCGCAUUAAUAUGUCUUUUGAAACUGCGGAUAAAGCUGAAGUUAUUUUUAAAGGCUCACUGGAUGCAGGAUACGUGGGACUCGAUUUUUGCAUUGUAAUGUUUAAAACCAGACACAGCUGUUAUCAUCGAAGGGCAAAGCGAGAACGACAGAUUUCAUAAGUCUUCAGCAAUGGAAAGUGGGAAUGGUUGUGUCUCGGGUAAAGGUGUAUUAGUACCUGUGUCAUCAACUUCUGACGUCUUUCAAAGCAAUAUUUUGGCUCCACUUAAAAGUGCGUACUUGUAUGAGGAGUCUAAGCAGUCCUUCAGAUAUAAGUCUGCUGCCUUGAUAAAGAAUCCCGCAUUGGAAGAAAAGUAUAAUGCUUUCCGAGCAAAGAGGAGACAAGUAGGGUAUUCAGAGGAGGAUCUGGAUGAAUCUUAUGGGUUUUUGCUGUUUGAUGAUGUCAACAAGGCUAAUGCAAUUGGAGAAACUGGUGUGCUCACUGGAAACAGCACAUGCACAACUCUGGGAGAUCCCUCAAAUGGUGUUUACAUAUCAAUGUACUCUGACUGUUUGGAUCUAAAUCGCUGGUAUCAUGGGAAAUCUGGAUAUAUUGCCAUCAUCAGGCUGACAAAGGGUAGAGUUAAACAGGUCUCAGAGAACUACACCCAGAAUUUCACUGCACCCACUGAGGGCUUUGACUGUCAUGUGUCAGAACAGUGGCCUUCAGUUUCAGCCAAAACCAGCUCCUUCCUUGCCUUCGAGAGAACCCAGUAUUACAUGUACGAACUGCUGGAAGAUGGAAGCAAUCAGACGACUCAAUCUCCCAGCGCUGCAUGUCCUUUUGCCAUUGUAUCAUUUUCAUAUACGGAUACCAAAUCAACACUUAUAGCAUCACAGGAGAAAAGUGAGGAAAAAAAACUGGUUUGUCAUUACUUUCCAUGGAAUGGUCAACUUCAAAUAGGCACAAACUUCUAUGAUGUUGGGCUGAGGUCUACAGCAGGGGCCUUGAUCCCUGCAGAACUGCCACCAGUGGUGAAUGUUGACAGAGCCAUUUCUAUGUUUGAUCUGAGACAGCUGUUGCCAAGGGCUGUCUUUGAAACCUGCUUCUCUGGUGAAGUCUUUCUGGAUGGCUUAUACUACAGUAUGUUUGAGUUGGUUUCUUCUAAGGCAGAAGAAAGCAGCUCACUAUUUCUGCUUCUGUGGGAGAUAAAGGAGAAAGAUGUUGCUCUCACUAUUCCGCUUAAGGAUAGUGGUUUUCUUAUCUUGUUGCACUCCUCCCAUUUCCUCACAUAUGAUGAUACUGGGUCCAGUGCAGCUGAGGUCCUGCAAUGCAUGUUUGUGUUUCCAAGCUCACGAGUUAUGCUGAGAGACACAAAAUUUGGACAGAGAAAAUCUGCCAUGUCAUCUGAAAUCCUGCGGGUUCUACCGGUACUAAGUUAUGCAGAGGGCGAAGUUGAGAAAACACCCAUUGACCCAAGUGAAGAACUAUGUGAAGUUUUGGCGCAGCAUAUGCAGAGUUACGCAGCACUGAUAAAUCCUGGGUUGGCAUUAAGUCCCUCUAGGGAAGUCAGCAUCUUUCCAGAUCAGUAUGAUGUGCCGGAUGCCCACAAGCACCUCUACUCAUCCCCGGAGUGGACUAACAGGGCAUGGCAGAGCUUCACAUCAUACCUGAGCAAACCAGUCUCUUUUCAACUGCCAAUGUCCAAGGCUUCAGAAAUCCUGAAGGCUGGACAAGAGGAGCGAAUAGAAGACCUUGAUGAUGAUGUCUACAUCUGUCUGUCAUCUCCUGAGGAGGCACCAGCCAAUUCUGUUAGCAUGGGAUCAGAAGAUCAGUGGACAGGCCAGAAGUCGCCUAUAAAUGAGACUGUAGACAGUUGUGUAACAAGUGCUGAAGCACAAGUUGACUUAACAGUUGUGUCUCAAAAUGUUGUACCAGAGGUUUUGCAAGCUGGAGAUACAACCAACGACCUGACUUUGUUGAUCAAACCUGAUGAUAUGGUGGCAAAAGAUCUCCUGACUCCCUCUACAUCAGAUGACCUUCCAGCAGAGCUGAUUGUCAGCAUCACUUCGGCAGAGCAAACUGUCACUGAGAGUUUAAGUGUGGACAAUACAGACUCUGCAGUAAAGCACAAUGACUUUCAGCUGUCUGGUUUUUCAACAGCCAAAUUACAAACAGCUGGAGUAAACUCUCUGAAUGGUGAAACAGUUAAAACCAAAAAGCUUUUGGAUUGCUCUGAGAUCACCAGUCCCACAAAAGCAAAACGUAGAAAACGACGCAGGGGACAUUUCAAAGGUCGGAAAAAGGUAACUAAAGCCUGUGUUGAAACUCACAGUUUACAAACAGUCGAAAUAGCCGUGGAGGAAGACAACUUGAAGAGCCAGGAGGAAGACCAGGCCAAGGAAUCAUCAGACCACCCACAGUUGAUUAAUCAAAAUAUUGAUUGGAGGAAAGUACAAAGACGAAAGCUAUCGUCAAAUAAUAAAAAAGUGCGAUCUGCUGUAGCAGAGGAUAAAAAAUCCGACCCUGGACAAGAGAGCUUGGAAAGCACCGUUUUUAUGGAACUUGAAGCUUGUCCUUUGAGGAGGAAAACGGAGCGCUGGGACUUGAAACCGGUUACCAGCGAAUGUGGAAGAAUCUUGGUUCCCUUUGGCUCUGCAGAUAUUGCUGAUCAGAUUAAGUCUUUAAAGGAUAAGAUUAAAUAUACAAAAGAUGAACAGUGCCCUGAAAAUAUGUUGGUUGAUGCCCCUGUGAAUGCUCAUGACACAGUCAGAAUGGAGCAAGAUUCUAGCACUGCUUCAGAAACAGCAGUGGAUGAAACAGAGGCCACAACAUCCAAAGAUGAAGGGAACCAUCUUCAAAAUGUUGGUUUCAAUGACAUUAAUCUUGAACAAAGCACUUUGAGACAGUCGGAUAAUGGCAAUGGUUCAUUGAUUUUGAAUCCAGAGAGAAGGGAGCAUUCUUCAAAAAAGGAUAGCACAGACACGCCUCCAUUCUCGGAAGCAGUUAAAGAAAAACAUGCUGAUACCCUCUCCUCAGAAAAGGGUAGAACAAAGGGUGAAUUUCUGUUGAAUAAACUAAAAUCGGUUCUUCUAAGGGGAAAGAGAAAAACGGGUCACCUUGUGUUAGAGGAAACAACUGCUGAUACUACCCAAGAUUCUGGGCCUUGUCCCAAGAUGAGCAGAGUUGACUCAGACACUGGGGUGCUGAAGACUAAUGAUUCAAUUCCGAGUGUCCCGAAUACCAAUUUGGGUGUCAAGGAAGAGGCAAGGAUGUCAGUUGAUCCUCUUUUUGCAUAUGCCCUAGGCCUGACCCCUAAAGAGACACCAGAGAAGAUAAAGAAAACUGAAGGUCAGGACACUCAACAAAGGAAAGACGUAUCAGAGACACAAGAACAAACCAUUCCUGACAAACAACCUGAAGUCAUUCAAAGACCUCUAUCAAUGUUUCCAAGAAGGGGUAGGAUUAAAACACUCAAAAAGCAUCAAGGCAUCUCUGCAGAACAUGUUAAAAAGAAAUGGUGGUUGCAUUUUCAAACCCCAGCUUCUUUUGCAAGUGAAAAACUCAAAAACAAAGAGUGUACUAGGGAUAAUUCUGUCAGGAACCCUGUUAAGGAAAAAAUGAACAGUGCUUGCUCAUCUACAGAUGCUUUGAACUUACUUGCUGACUUGGCACUCGGUGCCAGUAAUGACCAGGUUCCACCACAACCAGACCCAGCACUUGAGAGAAAGCCUGAGACAAGUUUGAAGAAGUGUGACCUUACAAAAGAUGUUACCAGUGCUGAACAAGAGUCAGUUCUUCAUGCUCUGCUUAAACAGCCUGCUGCUAGACCCAUUCAGUCUCUUGAUUCUCCUUCACCAAGCCAUCUUGUGGGAGGCAGUGAAUUGGUUGAUUUGGUAUCUAAAGAACAUGCUUACUCAUUGCCCCCAUCUUCUUUUCUACUAUUGGGUUUGUCAGGUACACCCUUGCAGAUAUCCCCUUUAAGUGGUUCUACCAGACUGCUGCAUCAUCACCAGACAAUGUAUGGCGAUGGAAUAAAAACACUACAACCCUCUGUCUGUCAGGAAGACCGCAGUGAACACCACAUGAUUCCAGAAUACCUGAGUAAACGCAUGGUACGCAGAAGAAAGUUCAGGCACUCCCGUACCUUUGAUAUCAAGAAUGGAUCUGUCCAAGUCACAAAGCAAUGGAGGAGAACUAUGACUUUAAUCUAGACAGCAAGUUUACUAGUGACUCAAAGGAUAGAGCUAUCAUCCGAGCCUUGCAUGGCCCAUGGGAUUAUUCCAUUCAAGACACCAGUGAAGAGGUACAGCUCAUCGUCCACAUGUGGAUAGGUCUGUUCUACAGCCGUUCAACAGAAAGGUUCUUUCAAAUUGACUCGAACUCUAUAAACUCAUGUACAGAAGAGAGUGCUUUUUUGGAAAUGUCCAGUGGAAUAGUGUUCAAGGACAAUUCAUGUUCUCCUUUCCUGAGUGUAAGAGACUCUUCAGACCCUUCAAUUUCAAACGCUUUGGACCUUAGCAAAAAAGUUAAGUCUGGCUUGGACGAAGAAUGUGUUAUUUUGGACUUGUCACAGAGAGACUCCAAUGCAAAGAUUGUCACUUCAGAGCCACAAGUUGACAGAAAACACUUCUGUGGUGGGUGAACUGAAAGAAGCUGGUGAACCAUUGAACACGUUCAAGUCAUCCAUGGGACUACAGGAGGCAAGCAAAUCUCAGUGUUACAAAAAGAUUGUACCCUCUACAGAGAUUAUCAAUGAGGUGAAUGGUGUCAGAAGGAUCUAUGAAAAUAAUGCAACUUGUACCCCUUCACAAAAAGCUGGCCACAUGGAGCACACGGUACCAUCUCUUAAAUGUGAUAAAGCAUUCAUUCCUGUACAGGAAGAGAUGGAAAGUGAAUCCAUUCAGCCAAAAAAACAUGAGACUGCUUCAGGAAUUGGCCACGUGUUACAUGAAUGCAACAAUGAGAAGAAAUUUAUGAAAGAUGGCAUUGAAAAUUCAGAAGCUACAGAGAUGAGUUUAGGGCAAAAUCAUGGAAGGGGUUCUUCUAAAUCCAUGACAGAUGAAGAGGUAGAUUCCAAAAAAGAAGCAGGUGAUGUAAUUCAUACAGGAGAGCAUGAUGAAGUGGAAUCCAAAGAUGGGGAAAACUGGGAAGUGAAUGAAAAGCCAUGCC
Micropterus salmoides (largemouth bass) is the source of this 5499-nucleotide messenger RNA. Its product is annotated as protein TASOR-like. Gene Ontology annotation, cellular component: nucleoplasm. NCBI's taxonomy places the organism in Eukaryota, Metazoa, Chordata, Actinopteri, Centrarchiformes, Centrarchidae. The record is from RefSeq and is a predicted model, not a curated record. The coding region runs from base 519 to 4541 and encodes 1340 amino acids. The transcript is spliced from 17 exons. Gene Ontology annotation, biological process: negative regulation of gene expression, epigenetic.